This is a messenger RNA of Cricetulus griseus (Chinese hamster), 3149 nucleotides long. Lineage: Eukaryota; Metazoa; Chordata; Mammalia; Rodentia; Cricetidae. The record is from RefSeq and is a predicted model, not a curated record.
UGUGGAAGGGUGUCUCUCUCCUUCCUAUACCUCCACAUGACAGAUGAGGGAUGGGGACAGCUCUCCUGUGCUUACAACUUUGGGACUGGCUCACCCACACCUCUGCCAUCAGGGUUGACUCUACUGUGCUGUCCAGCUUGCAUUGAAAGGCUCGAGCUACAGUGGACUACUUGAACGACAUCAUAUUCACACCAAAAAUGUAGAACAUAUAGUAGAUAGUUUACGGGACGAAGGGAUUGAGGUUCGCCUAGUAAAACGGAGGGAGUAUAAUGAAGAAACUGUUCGAUGGGCAGAUGCUGUCAUAGCAGCAGGAGGUGAUGGCACGAUGCUUCUGGCAGCCAGUAAAGUUUUGGACAGACUUAAACCUGUCAUUGGGGUCAACACUGAUCCAGAACGGUCUGAAGGUCAUUUAUGUCUGCCUGUUCGAUACACACAUUCCUUCCCUGAAGCCUUGCAGAAGUUCUCUCGUGGUGAGUUCAGGUGGCUGUGGAGACAGCGAAUCAGGUUAUAUCUGGAAGGGACUGGCAUAAACCCCACUCCUGUGGACCUUCACGAACAGCAGCUGAGUUUGAAUCAGCACAGCAGAGCCUUCAACAUCGAAAGAGCUGAUGAUGAAAGAUCUGAGACAUCGGGACCUCAACUUUUGCCAGUGCGAGCCCUCAAUGAGGUCUUCAUCGGGGAGAGCCUGUCAUCCAGAAUGCCUUAUUGUUGGGCUGUAGCAGUGGACAAUUUAAGAAGAAGUAUACCCAAUCUAAAGGGACUGGCUUCGUACUAUGAAAUUUCAGUUGAUGAUGGCCCAUGGGAAAAGCAGAAGAGUUCAGGGCUCAAUUUGUGUACUGGAACAGGAUCAAAGGCCUGUGUCUUUUUUAGGAUGGAAGCAAGGAUUCUGUGCUUCUUCUUUUCUAGGUCAUUCAAUAUCAACAGGGUUGCCGCUCAGGCUGUUGAAGAUGUUUUAAAUAUUGCAAGACGACAAGGAAAUCUGACUCUUCCAUUGAACAAAGAGUUGGUAGAAAAAGUAACAAAUGAAUAUAAUGAAUCAUUGCUCUACAGUCCCGAAGAACCAAAAAUACUUUUCAGUAUUCGAGAGCCAAUAGCAAACAGAGUUUUCUCAAGCAGCCGUCAACGUUGUUUCUCAUCAAAAGUUUGUGUCCGUUCUCGAUGUUGGGAUGCCUGCAUGGUUGUGGAUGGAGGAACUUCUUUUGAAUUUAACGAUGGAGCAAUUGCUUCAAUGAUGAUCAAUAAAGAAGAUGAGCUUCGAACUGUGAUUCUAGAACAGUGAAGGAUUUCCUCAGAUGACACAUUUGAUUACUAGAAACAUAUUUUUUUUUCUGCAGAUACAGAUGACCAGCCAUAAACCUACCUUAUUUUGGUCCUUGCUCAGACUGGCUACCACUAGAGUCAAAGGUGACAAAGUGGGAUCCAUGUCCUGUUCUGUUCCAUUGUGAUAGACAAAAACUGUUGACCUUGUGAGAAAUGAUGGACUAAAUGGAUUAGAAUUACAUUGGUGAAGUUUCUAUAGUAUUUACAGUUGGUAACCAAGAAUAUUGAUAUUCUUUAGAGAGGCAGGUUAAAUAAAGGGUUAAGUAUUUAGGAUUUCAAAUUUAACUGUUUUAUAAGUGUUUUGGUUUUAUUUUUUUUUCUUUUUCCUAACUUUGUGGAGUUGGCUUUGUGUCAUUAGUGCAUUAUUUUUAUAGUACCUAAGGGAAAGAUUUUUUAAAAAUUUUGAUGAUGGAGAAUUUUGAUAAAUCAUGAUGUAGACCUAACUGAAGUUGGUAAAUGUGCUUUUAUAUAUGCUAAGAAUUUUCUAAUUCUAGGAAAUAAUGAUAAAAUCAUUAUUGAUUGAAAAAAAUUGAAUCAUUUUUAAAAUUAUUUGUAGAUGAAUUCUGACUUCUUUUGAUUAGUGUCAACAAUGCUAGAUAAAGUACAUCUGUUGGGACAAAUGAUGCUUUGUAAAUGUAUUAAUUUUUCUGUACAAAUUGUUGGUCAUACAAACUUAAUAACUUGAGUCCAAUAUCCCCUUUCCUGUCUUUGAAUCUCUAGUAUGAACUCAAGAAUUAGAAAGAUAACCAAUGGAUAUGUUUUGUUAGGAGUUUGGCAAAACAUUCAAACCUUCCUUUCGUUUUAGAAUCGUCAGUAAGAGAAUUGGACAUAGUUUUGAAAUUGCCUUACUAUAGUAUUUUCCGUAUUCCAAAUUUUAAACAGUAGCUCUGUAGGAUAAAAACACCAGAGCUUCCCCCCCCCCACCCCAGUGUAAAAACCACUUUAUUUUUGAAGGAAACUAUUUUCAUUUAAUUCUUGAUCUUAAAAGUAACUAGUUUUCACAAAACGUUCCCAUUGCUAAAUAAUGAAAUGGUAUUCUCAUGCCACUUACUCAGUAGAGUCAUUUUCACUUGUUGGUGAAAUUGGUUUUCAUUGACAAAGUAUUUAUUGAAGAUGCAUUCUGUGCCUAUCAUGGCAUGUCAUAUAAUGAAGUGUUGGAUAGACACUGAAAUAGACUGUUGAUGGGACUUGAGCCUAGUGAGCUCAAAAGUCAGUGCUGAGAGCUAGGAUGCAUGAUCAGUUCAAAUGCUCUUAGCUUUGCCAAACUCAACAUGCUGCUCUUAACAACUAAAACAUGAAUGUCAACAUGCAAGGCAAGCUAGGUCUGUCUAGGUUUUGUUGUUUAUCCAGAAUGUGUUCCUUCAGAGUAUCUGCAGGAGGAAAUAUGCUAGUGUUUUUGCUGAGCCAAGUCUAAUUUCUAGUUUAAUUUUUUUAAAAAACAUGAUAUAUUUAAGAUACCACUUUAUAUGGAAGUUAAAUUCCACACUAUAUAAAUUCCCCCCAAAGGCUUAAAAUACUUUGUGAGGGGGGGAAAAUGCCACUUCUGCCAUUACUGUAUCCAGGAGUCUGGUUGUCCAUGAUUUACCACAGAUCUAUUAAUAUGUACUACUAGCUAGUAACUAGCUGUGUGAAUUGUUCAUAAGCUACAUUUGGAAAAGUAUUAAAAUUACUGACUACGUUUGCAGUCUAACUUCUGCUCUGUUGCAGGAAGGGUUUAUUUGUAAUAGAUGAAUGGCAAAGGAUGUUGGAGUAUCAGAACUGUCUUCUUAAUGGGUUAACCUUUAAUGACCACUGUAUGCAAAUAAAAUUAAACCAUUGUCUGUUCUUUA